GCGGCGUCAAAAAACUGGCUGUUCGUCGCGUAUCUAGCCGAGCUAGAUAUUGUGCGCCCGGCGAACGCCGCUACCGGAAGCGGCCGAUGCGCGGCGGAGGACGCGGGCCAAUGAGGACGUAGUACGCGAUCCCACUUCCGCCUGGCACCGAAGUUCGAAGGUGAGCGCGCUUUUGGCGCACCUCCGUGAUUCUGUCAGCGUGUACUAUGGAGUCGCAGUGCGCGGUGCCGAAGUCGAAAAAAGACUUAAAAGCAGCGCGGUUGGCUUAUAAUGACAAGCUCAUUUGUGCGGUACAGAAGCGGCCGAUUUUGUGGAACUUUACCCUGGGUGACUACAAAGAUCACAGGAAAAAGCUUUCGAUCUGGGACGACGUGUUGGAGGAGGUCGGCGAAGAACCCGAAGGCAACACUCCGCAAUUCCGAUGGAAGAGUCUUCGUGACACAUUCACAAAGAAAUUCAAGAAAUGGAAGGUAGGCGCACCAAGUGGUUCCGGCGCAGAUGGUGCCAAGGAAGUCCGCUGGUGCUACUUCAAAAUGAUGUUCUUCCUAAAGGACUUUGUCGAUGUUCCAAGCACCACAAGCAGCAUGGUGCAGGGGUGCACAAAGACUCAGGAGAGCGCAGAGGCCGUCCUCAUGGAGAUUUACAGUGAGCCAAAAGACCCGCUGGAGCACGGUGAUGCACCAGACAUCCUGAGCUCAGACAGCUCUUGCAGCCUGUCAAGUGAGGCUGCAUCACCAAAGGCACCACCAAAGGCCAGCACUUCAACUGCUCCCAAAAAGCGAUGUGUCGUAAAGUCAAACCGAAAGAAAAGCAGAGUUGAUGUUGAACUAGACAAGGUCGACGAGCAGCUCGAUCAAGUAGAAGAGGUUGACGAGUGCGCCCUCUUCGGUCAAAUCAUGGCCCACAAGAUGAGGCUGUGCCCACAGCGACUGAGAACUGAUUUUCAGAUAGGUGUGCUUGGGGCAGCCAAGACGUUUGAGGGGGAACAAUAA
This is a messenger RNA of Ixodes scapularis (black-legged tick), 992 nucleotides long. RefSeq lists its product as uncharacterized. Gene Ontology annotation, biological process: regulation of transcription by RNA polymerase II. NCBI's taxonomy places the organism in Eukaryota, Metazoa, Arthropoda, Arachnida, Ixodida, Ixodidae. Gene Ontology annotation, cellular component: nucleus; transcription regulator complex. The record is from RefSeq and is a predicted model, not a curated record. The transcript has 4 exons. Bases 207 to 992 code for a protein of 261 amino acids.